AUGAAUUCAUUACCCUCAGAUGCUUUCAACAUGAGACUCACAGAAGAUGAACAUCAUCUUCACCUUGAAGAUACUCAUCAAAUAGAGAGAUCACAGUGGAUGCUAAACACUCCAAAUCCACCUCCUCUAUGGAAAAAACUAAUCACUCCACUCAAGAAUAAUAACAACCUCUUUUCUUCAUCCAAAAAGAGAACUUGCCAUGAAAAUGCUUUUUCCUUCUUUAGUAGUUUGUUCCCAAUCCUUAACUUGUUCAAAAACUAUGAUGCUUUCAAGUUUAAAGAUGAUUUUCUAGCAGGUUUGACUCUAGCUAGUCUUAGCAUACCUCAGAGUAUAGGAUAUGCUAAUUUAGCAAAACUUGACCCUCAAUAUGGAUUAUAUACAAGUGUUGUUCCUCCUCUUAUUUAUGCUGUGAUGGGAAGUUCAAGAGAAAUUGCAAUAGGACCUGUAGCUGUAGUUUCACUGCUAUUAUCUUCUUUAUGUCACAAAGUGGUUGAUCCAGAUUUAAAUCAUGAUGCUUAUAGGAAUUUUGUCUUCACUGUAACAUUUUUUUCUGGAAUCUUUCAAGUUGCAUUUGGAGUUUUCAGGUUGGGAUUUCUUGUGGAUUUUCUUUCACAUGCUGCACUUGUAGGAUUCAUGGCUGGUGCAGCCAUCAUGAUUGGUCUUCAACAGCUUAAGGGAUUGCUUGGGAUUAGCAACUUUACUAAUAAAUCUGAUGUUGUUUCUGUUUUGGAAUCGGUUUAUAAAUCACUCCGUCACCAAAUUCCAUCCGGAGAAUGGUACCCUCUGAAUUUUGUGAUUGGAUGUUCAUUUCUGAUUUUCCUAUUGUUUGCAAGAUUUAUGGGCAAAAGAAACAACAAGCUAUUUUGGUUACCAGCUAUUGCUCCUCUAGUAUCAGUUAUAUUAUCAACUUUUAUUGUGUAUAUUUUCAAAGCUGAUAAAAAUGGGGUUAAUAUAGUAAAACAUGUGAAAAAAGGGCUUAAUCCAAGUUCAGUUCAUCAAUUACAACUCAGUGGUGAACAUGUUGGAGAAGCAGCAAAAAUUGGAUUGAUUUCUGCUGUUAUUGCUCUCACUGAAGCAAUGGCUGUUGGUAGAUCUUUUGCUUCAAUUAAAGGGUACCAACUUGAUGGGAACAAAGAAAUGUUGGCAAUGGGUUGUGGGAACAUUGCAGGAUCGUUCACUUCAUGCUAUGUUGCAACUGGUUCAUUUUCAAGAACCGCAGUAAAUUUCAGUGCAAGAUGUCAAUCAUCAAUAUCAAAUAUUGUGAUGGCAGUGACAGUGAUUCUGUGUUUAGAGUUAUUUACAAGGCUGUUAUAUUACACACCUAUGGCUAUACUUGCUUCCAUAAUUCUGUCUGCACUUCCAGGAUUAAUUGACAUAAGAGAAGCUUGUUAUAUAUGGAAGGUUGACAAAGUUGAUUUCCUUGCUUGCAUUGGUGCUUUCUUAGGUGUCUUGUUUGUAUCGGUUGAAACUGGUCUUAUUGUCGCUGUGUCAAUUUCAUUUGCCAAGAUAGUAAUACAAUCAAUUCGACCUGGAAUAGAAGUUCUAGGUAGAAUUCCAACAACAGAAGCAUUUUGUGAUGUUAGUCAAUAUCCCAUGGCUACAAGUACUCCAGGCAUUUUGGUCAUUCGUAUAAGCUCUGGCUCACUAUGCUUUGCAAAUGCCAAUGUUGUUAGAGAAAGGAUACUCAAGUGGGUCACAGAAGAAGAUGGGCUUAAAGAAACUCAAACUACUAAGCGAAGAGUCCAAGCAGUAAUAUUGGAGAUGACCAAUUUGAUGAAUGUUGAUACUUCUGGAAUUAUAGUACUAGAGGAACUGCACAAGAGGUUGCUCUCAAGAGGCAUAAAAUUUUGUAUGGUGAAUCCAAGGUGGCUAGUAAUUCAUAAGCUUAAAGUGGCACACUUUGUGGAUAAAAUUGGGAAAGAAUGGGUUUUUCUUACCGUUGCUGAAGCUGUGGAUGCAUGCUUAUCUUAUAAAUUCGCUGACCCAUGA
Molecule: messenger RNA, 1989 nt
Organism: Vicia faba (fava bean)
Lineage: Eukaryota; Viridiplantae; Streptophyta; Magnoliopsida; Fabales; Fabaceae
Source: the annotation of a GenBank genome assembly